AUGGCACUAAUCGAUAGAGUGUUGUCGAUUAUCUCGAUUCCUGACAAAAAUACAAACGAUUCGACUGGAAACUCGACGGAUUUAUACGAAGAAUGGGCGCGGGGUGAUGGACAAUUGCUGCUCCCCCUCAUGCUCAUCAUGAUCUUCUUGUUCUGUUCGAUAUGCGCUCUAAUCCAAAUAUCGAUUUUUGUGAUUUUCCUGUGUAUUCGUCAACUAAUCGGCGAUAACGACGUCGUGGAGGAGGCGUUCUCGGAGAGGAUCCAGAGUUCGCGGCGAGACCCAUCGGAGAGAAGUGAGAAAUUGGCCGCCAGGCGUUACGUCUUUCAGAUGGGAACAGACGCAGAGUCAAGUACACCGCUGGGAGGUGAUGGGACACCGAGGAGCCGGAAGUCGCAACUCUCGUCCCCUGCUACUGGAACUCAAUCUGUAUAG
This is a messenger RNA of Caenorhabditis remanei, 432 nucleotides long. RefSeq lists its product as uncharacterized. Bases 1 to 432 code for a protein of 143 amino acids. The transcript is spliced from 3 exons. The record is from RefSeq and is a predicted model, not a curated record. Lineage: Eukaryota; Metazoa; Nematoda; Chromadorea; Rhabditida; Rhabditidae.